AUUUUAUCUAAUCAACGGCAUGCUGCACGUCAUGAAUGCUCAGACUCACUUAGUCUCGCUUGCCUGUGUGUUGCCCCGUCACUCUCAUUGUGCUGAUGCCAUUUGGUUGUGCGUGACCGUGUCUGAUGCUGGCGUACAGGUCCUUCAGGCCCUCCCGCUCCCGCUGGAGACGCCUCCGUCUCCGCCUCCCCCGGCACCGUCCUCCACCCCAUCCCCACCACCACCACCACCACCACCACAGGUUGCGGCUGCUCCACCGACGGUCGGGCUUCCUGCUCGGGCUCCGGCGCAGACCAGGGUGGAGCCUCGUGGCGUCUCCGUGGAGGAGACGCCGUGCGGGGAGGCCACCCUGGCGCCGGAGCCCAAGAAGAAGAGGAGGAAGACGACGACGACGGGCGACGUGGAGCAGCCGGCAACGCCCGCUCCUGCUCGGGCUGAGACCCGGUUGCCUGAGGGCUGGCGGACAGCCCUCACCGGGGAAGAGCAGGAGCUGUACAGUAGGACCCUCUCGCUGUGGUUUACCCGGACGCAGCGAGAGAAGGAGAGGGCUGUGUUGACUCCAGGCGUUGCAGCAGACGGAGGACGACCACCGGCAGCGGCCGCGGCGACAGCGCCGGGCCCGGCAUCAGCGGCGGCGGUGGAUCGUCCGGCGGCAGCAGCAACGGCGACGUCGGCGGUGCCUCAAGGCCGGACGACGACAGCGGCAGAGAGGGGGGCGGCGGUAGCCCCGGCAGCAGCACCGGCUGUGGCAGCACCGGUGCCUGCUCUGCCGGCGCGCAGACGGCUACUGGCGCCUCGACAGCCCGCCCCCUCGGCUGCUUACCCGGCCUUCCUGCAGACGGCUGCUGCCGCAGCUGCAACUGGACCUUUAAGAGCAGCACAGCCUCUCCUUGUGGACCUCUUACUGCCCCGGCAGAGUGUGUGGGUGCUCCCCGUCCCUGUCCUGACGCUCCCUCGGACAUUGCCGGCUCCACACGUCCUCCCUCCGCCGCUGGCCGCCGCACAGCACGCCGGCCCUGAGCUGCCUGUACCCCUCAAAACGGUAUACCGGAGGAGGCUGAACGCCAAGCGGCGGGCGGAGGCACAGCCGGGCACAACAUACUCUUCCCGGGCCGGUGUGCCACAGGUGCAGAAGUGCAGAAAAUGCGGCCAGACGAGGCGGAGGGAGACCGGACACUCCCGUCACGGCAGAGAAUACUUCUGUUCUGUCGCGGCGGGUAAGAGUGUGGAGGACUGGCUGAGGGAGAAGAAGGAGCGGGAUCAGGGUGGAGCCCCGCACUGAUGCACACUCUUGCCGAGGAUGGUGUUGUACAUAGUUCUUUUGUAUAUAGUUGUUUUUCUGUUGUGUAUAUAGUUAUUUUGCAGUGUUAGUGUAUAUAGUUGUUUACUGUAUAUAGUUGUCAUUUUGCAGGAUUAGUGUAUAUAUAGUUCUUUGUUUUGUUGGAUAGCUACUAAGUUAGUGCAUACACACUGCCAUAUUUAUUCAUAUAUCUAUAAUAUAUACUGUAUAUGAAUGAAUAAAAAAAUAAGUAUUCUCU
Molecule: messenger RNA, 1538 nt
Organism: Gadus chalcogrammus (walleye pollock)
Lineage: Eukaryota; Metazoa; Chordata; Actinopteri; Gadiformes; Gadidae
Product: translation initiation factor IF-2-like
Exons: 3
Coding region: 20-1282 (420 amino acids)
Source: RefSeq, a predicted model, not a curated record